UUUAAUUCAAUUAAACAGGCUUACCAAUUGGUAAAUAUUAUUUCAGCAGAAUAAUUCAAGUAUCUUGGAAUCUGCGCACCCCGGUCCGAGCAGUUCAUCAGCGAGAAAGAAAAGAGAGAACACCGUGCUCGCUUGCGACAACAUCGUCCACCAGAUAGAGAAACACAACAUCGAAUAUCCUCUACACUGUCCAGGGUAGUCUCGCGCGAUGACAGAUUUACAAAAGACUCCCUUUGUACGGGAGCUAGCUUCAAGUGAUCGCAAAACUCGCGACAAAGCUCUAGCAUCCUUAACUCUUUUCCUCCGCUCAAGAACCGACCUGUCUCUUCUCGAACUGCUCAAACUAUGGAAGGGGCUUUUUUUCUGUUUCUACCACUCCGAUCGCCCCUUAACCCAACAAGCUCUCGCCCAGUCCCUGUCGUACUCGCUCGUCCCGACACUACCCCGGUCCUCGGUGCAGCGCUUUCUCCGCGCAUUCUGGAUUACUAUCGGGCGGGAAUUCCAUGCUAUCGAUCGACUCCGUCUGGACAAGUAUCUGCAUCUAAUCCGUUGCUAUGUGGGGGUUGGAUUUGAGGUAUUUCUGAAAGAUGGCGUGCGUGUGUCGGACGAACAGCAGGGACAGGGGAAGAAGAGGAAGAGAGAACAAGAAGAAGAGUCGCGUACAUCAGAGAAGGGCAAGGGCAAGAAGAAUAAAAAGAGAAAGGCAAAACAGGAAAGUCAACCAACAACCGAACAAUCCAUGGAGAACGAGGACGACAAAAACGAAACCGAAAACAAGUCCAAAUGGUCGGUUCUCUCCUCCUACCUCUCCAUUCUCGAAGAGGGACCCUUAUGCCCCCGCAAUUUCGACCCGGAUCAACAACAAAAGCAUGACGGGUCCGAUUCCUCCUUCCCCAUGCCGCACGGACCGGAUGGUCUUCGAUACCACAUUAUGGACAUUUGGAUCGACGAAAUAGAGAAAGUCCUCGAGUUCGACGCCGAGGAUGACAAUGAGGAUAGAAAUGCAGAGGGGAAAAGAAAAGUCAAGGGUGAUGUGCCCAUGGACCUUCUAUUGCGGCCGAUAGAGAAGCUUCGGACGGAAAGUCCACAUAAGCCCGUUCGGACCAGGGCGGCUGAGACGCUUGAUGACGACCGGUUGGUCGAAUGGGGGUUCAGAAGUAGGAAGAGCGACAGCGAGGGUGAGGACGGAAGCGAUGAGGAAUGGGGUGGGUUCGAUUGAUUUGAGUGAUGUUAAAAAAUAAAAGCGAGCUUUUGUGAUAUAUGGGGUUAGCUAGUUCUGCUAUUACCUGGGUAUUAGCAUCCAUGUCUGUCAUCAUUUGGUCCCAAGAUGAUUAAUUGGGAGCUUCCAUUUGGCUUCGUGUUCUGGUCGGUGCGGCUGGUGCAGCUGGUAUGGCUUGUUCAGUUUGUGGAGCAGUCAUCAUUUGGUCUAGAGAUAUUGUUUGAAUUUGGCCAGUAGUCAUAUUCUCUAGUGUUUGAGUCGGUCUUCUAAGCUGGUAAUCUGGUUGGAUUUAGGCGUCUUAGGGAUGGGAACAAUCUGAUGAAAUCCCACCAUUGUGGUUGGUCCUGCACCCCCCUCCCCUUUGGGUCUUUUGGUUUCAAAGCUUGCGGUGGGAGAGGGUGGAUAUCAUCGCCUUCAUCAAUUUGAAUAUCAUGGCUCCCAUGUCUUAUGAAGGUGGCCGUUUUCUCCUUCAUAUCCAACUAGGUGGCCAACCAUGGCUUGCGAUCCCAUUUCCUCUGCUUGAACUUCCGUAUGUGGUAGAGUUGCUUUAGCAUUUGGGAGCUUAGCUUCUUCGCAUUAGUUGUAUCAGUGGCUUUGAUUGGUUUGGGCCCAUCAUUCAUUUGAUGGAUGAUUGCCUGGUCCAGUAUCUGCUAGCCAUGGUUUUGAUAUAGUGUUCUGUUUUGGCUUCGGUGGUGGUUGUUGUAUAGCUUGGCUAAGGAAAUCAAGGAUUUUUCUGCAUCCUCUUCUGUACCUAGGGGAUGGGAAAUAGCACCAUAUAUGAGGUCUUAGGGCCCAA
Monascus purpureus is the source of this 2015-nucleotide messenger RNA. NCBI's taxonomy places the organism in Eukaryota, Fungi, Ascomycota, Eurotiomycetes, Eurotiales, Aspergillaceae. The record is from the annotation of a GenBank genome assembly.